AUGGAACGCCAGGUGGCUCUGCCAUUUAGUACAGAGAUUAAAAACGAAGACAACCGAACUAUAGGGUAUGUGAUCGGACAUCACUUACAUUAUUAUCCUAUGACGACGAUGAAAAAAAACUUAUUACAUUGCGGUAGAUAUGGACUGCACAAGCUAUUCGGCCAUGGAGGAAAACUAGACUAUCGAGAUCAAGGGUAUACAGUAGAAGAAUUUAAGAAAAAGUUUCCCAGAAUAGCAAAACAAGAUGUAAAAUGUUUUGUUUAUGCAUAA
Messenger RNA from Acanthoscelides obtectus, 270 nucleotides. NCBI's taxonomy places the organism in Eukaryota, Metazoa, Arthropoda, Insecta, Coleoptera, Chrysomelidae. The record is from the annotation of a GenBank genome assembly.